Messenger RNA from Saccostrea cuccullata (small rock oyster), 642 nucleotides. Its product is annotated as multiple epidermal growth factor-like domains protein 10. Bases 277 to 639 code for a protein of 120 amino acids. The transcript is spliced from 4 exons. The record is from RefSeq and is a predicted model, not a curated record. Lineage: Eukaryota; Metazoa; Mollusca; Bivalvia; Ostreida; Ostreidae.
CUGUAGGUUAACUUUCUAAACAUGUUUGAAGACAUAUUUAGAAUUUAGAGAUCAGGUGAGUACCCCUCGCCCAUAUACAACCUCCUGAAAUCUAGGAUAUUCCCCCAAUCUCUUUAGAUUACGUAAAACGAAUGUUUUAAAAAUAAGUGUUUGACCAUUUCUCGUGACAUCACUGACAACACGCCGGGAAUGUAUCAUUGGAUAGGAAAUUUUAACUUUAUAGAAAACAAACAACUUCCUCCUAUCGUUUUCCAAACAUAGUCAAUUUUUGACGAGAUGGAGGUAUCCAGACUGUUAGUUGCCACGGCGUUUUUUGCGGCAUGUAUCGUUGGAAUAGCAGCACAAACUGGUCCAAAUGUUUGCCAACGGACAGAAACUGUUUAUCAGAGACGAAGAGUGUGUGCAUACAGAACAUGGCUCAGCUGUUGUUAUUACCGAUACGUGCUCAAGUGUGCCUAUAGAAGAGUAAGCUAUUGCUGUUCUGGAUAUAAAAAUGUCGCCAACAGGUGUAUUCCUGUGUGCUUCGGACAGACAGACAGAUCGGGCUGUAACAACGUAGGGACAUGUGUAGCUCCAAACACGUGUAGGUGUGACUCGGGGUACUCUGGGCCACAGUGUGAUAACAGUAAGAUUUUAUAAAAU